AUGGCCAUGAAGGCGUAUCUAGCUGUAAUCUCCGGUGAUUCCCUCCUCUUGCGCGGAAACGCGGGGCCCGAGGGACAAUUGCCCAAGGAACGCGUCCUCCAUUUGGCCGAUAUUGUUGCUCCUAGGCCGGGCACUGCACAGAGAGAGGAUGAGCCAUGGGCCUUCGAGUCACGCGAGUUCCUCCGCGCCUUCAUUGUCGGCAAACCCGUUACAUUCUCCGUUACGCAUGCACUUCCACCUAACGAAGAUGUACCGCGCGAUAUCGGUACUGCAGAAAUCGGGGGUGUAGACCUCGCUUCAGAACUGCUGAAGAAUGGGUGGGCCAAGCUGAAGGAAUUAAAGAGGGAGCCAACGGAAGACGAUCUGGUGAAGCGGGACCUGGAAGCUGAAGCAAAGGCUUCGGGCAAAGGAGUAUGGAACCCUCAUGGCCAGAAGGCUCGAACUGUGCAUUAUAUGAUGCCCACGGAUUCACAAGGCUUCAUCUCAGAGUGGAAGGGCCGCCAAUUGGAUGCAAUCGUCGAGCAAGUUAAGGAUGGUUCGACGUUCCGUCUUCGCCUGCUGAUGCCAGAGGGUGACCAUCAAUUCAUUAAUCUUGCCCUUGCCGGGGUGCGGUGCGCGCGCUCAGCCGGCCGGCUGGGCGAGGUGUCAGAGCCGUGGGGUGACGAAGCUAGGUUCUUCACCGAGACGCGUCUUCUCCAGCGGUCAGUGCGCGUUCAGCUGCUGUCACUGCCGAAUGCAACCACCACGCCUUUCCAAUCUGCGGCAAACGCGACUGCCCCGCCGCCUGCCACCAUUUUCAUUGGAUCCGUGUUGCAUCCGGCUGGCAACAUCGCAGAGCUGCUCGUCAACUCAUGUCUCGCACGAGUCGUAGACUGGCACGCUGGUAUGCUUGCUGGCAGCGGUCAGAUGGAGCGACUGCGUGCGGCUGAAAAGAUUGCAAAGGAGAAGCGCGGAUAUCUAUAUGCCAACGUACCAUUACCAUCUACCAAGACGAGUGGUACGGCAGUGAACGGUAGCUCUCGCACAUUCGACGGGACUGUUGUCCGUGUAUGGAGCGGUGAUCAAAUUUCGGUCAUUGACCGGGAGACAGGAAAAGAGCGCAGGUUGCAGCUCAGCUCGACAAGAGGCCCAAAACUUUCGGAUCCUAAACAGGCAUAUUAUGCGCAGGAAGCACGAGAAUUCCUCCGCAAGCGCCUGAUUGGAAAGCACGUCAAGGUACAUGUCGACUUCAUUCGUCCAAAGGACGGCGAAUACGACGAGCGGGAGUGCGUAACCGUCCGCUACGGUAAUCAAAACUCGAAUAUUGCCGAGCAGCUCAUUGAGAAGGGUUUGGCGAGUGCUCUCCGUCACAGACGUGACGAUGAGGACCGUUCGCCUGAUUACGAUAAGCUCUUGGAGGCGGAGCAAGCUGCUGCAGCAGAGGGGCGCGGUAUUCAUUCUGGCAAGGAACACCCUCCACCGAGGCAGCCACUGAACAUUUCAGAGUCGCAUAACCGAGCAGCACCAUUUAUGAAUGGCUUCAAACGAAUAGGCAAGAUUCCGGGCAUUGUUGACUAUGUCGCUGCAGGCUCUCGAUUCAAAGUAUACCUGCCGAAGGACAACCAAGUCCUCACGUUGGUACUCGGUGGUAUUCGUGCGCCACGUACGGCCCGCAAUCCAUCUGAAAAGAGCGAGCCAUACGGUCUCGAAGCGUCUGAUUUCGCUACGCGCCGUUACAUGCAACGCGAUGUUGAAAUCGAAAUACACGACGUCGACAAAUCCGGUGGCUUCAUCGGCGCGCUGUACUACAACAAGACCGACAACGCCGCAAUUACACUGGUACGCGAAGGUCUUGCAACAGUUCACUCUUAUUCCGCAGAUGGUCUGUCGUGGUCGCGUCAGCUCUAUGAUGCAGAGGCGCAGGCUAAACAGGAAAAGCGGAGCGUCUGGAAAGAUUAUGACGAGACUGCUGAGGAGGUUCAGGAAGUCAUUCCCGAAAACGAGCAUGGUGCACUGAAACCCGAAUACCUGGACAUCAUCAUCAGCGACGUUCGGGACAAGAAUGGCUUCGGUUUUUCUGUUCAGAUUCUGAACACUGAAGGCAUUGCAUCACUUGAGAAGCUCAUGCGUGAUUUCUCGCUGCACCAUGCAGGUGCUGCCCCUGCUCCUGGGUUUGUCCCAAGAAACGGUGACCUAGUGUCCGCCAAAUUCUCUGACGGCUCAUGGUACCGAGCAAAAGUGCGCCGUGCAUCGCCCGUUAAGAAAGAGGCAGAGGUAACGUUCAUCGACUAUGGGAACCAAGACACCGUCAGCUUCUCAGACGUCAGGCCAUUGGACGCUAAGUUCCGAUCGCUGCCUGGCCAGGCUCACGAUGCGCGCCUCAGCUUUAUUAAACUGGUAGGACCAGAGAGCGAAUACUACCAAGAAGCUAUUGACCGCUUCCGCGAGCUCUGCGAAGGUCGCAAGCUUGUCGCAAACAUUGACCACCGAGAAGGUCCUGUACUUCACCUCCGUAUCAUCGAUCCCACCGAUCCCACCGCACAAACCGACCCCCUUGCAUCUAUCAAUGCGGGGCUUCUGCGAGAGGGACUGGCCACCAUCGACCGCAAAAACUGUCGAUAUCUUCCCGCGUACCCGAACGUUGUGAAGCACCUCCAGGAGGCUGUCAACCUCGCGAAGCGAGAGCGUCAGGGCAUAUUUGAGUUCGGCGAUGUCGAGGACGACGAGUAA
Postia placenta MAD-698-R-SB12 is the source of this 2709-nucleotide messenger RNA. RefSeq lists its product as hypothetical. The transcript is spliced from 18 exons. The record is from RefSeq and is a predicted model, not a curated record. Gene Ontology annotation, cellular component: RISC complex; nucleus; cytosol. Gene Ontology annotation, biological process: regulatory ncRNA-mediated gene silencing; mRNA catabolic process. The coding region runs from base 1 to 2709 and encodes 902 amino acids. Lineage: Eukaryota; Fungi; Basidiomycota; Agaricomycetes; Polyporales; Adustoporiaceae. Gene Ontology annotation, molecular function: nuclease activity; RNA binding.